Messenger RNA from Owenia fusiformis, 2652 nucleotides. The record is from the annotation of a GenBank genome assembly. Lineage: Eukaryota; Metazoa; Annelida; Polychaeta; Sabellida; Oweniidae.
CUCAAUUUAGAUCUACGGAAAGGAACUCUGGGUAAAAAUUAUCAAAACAGAAAAGUAGAAAGAAAGAAGCCUGACUGUUUCCUAAUUAAACAACAAAGCAUGUCUUAGGACAGAAGAAACUGAAAUGUGGGGUCAAAAUGAGGGCUACUUGCCCCUCAGUGAGAAUGAUGAGCCACUUCUCCAAAUGAUGGGCAGUCAGGAUCACCUUGAUGAUGAUGUAGUCCCUGAUGUACUGGAAACUCCAGAUGCAACCACCCCACGACCACCAUGUAGAACUGGUUGUCCUGAAUGGCUAUAUACUCUUAUUGCGCUAGGACUUAUCAUUAUCGUGUUGGUGUCCCAGGUCAUGUUAUUCAUGUGCACAUUCUUCUGGGUACCACCAAUACCAGAGAUUGACUUGUCCUUAAAGUCAUUCAACAUUCCAGAUCAUGAAGUGUCACUGCGUAAUGAUGCAUUGAAUCUCGCAAAAUCUGAUGCAUAUAACGCGGCUCACGGUCGUAAAAAGCGGGAUGUAUCAAAUGCUUAUAAAAGCUUGGAUGCUGCAGGACAGAAUGUACAAGACAGUGUAGAACAUAUGAACAAACUGUUUAAACACACAGUUGGAAAAUUCCCUAAUCUAGUUGGAAGAAAUGAACCUAAGACUGAAGGUCUGUUAGGUGUUAUUGGUGACUAUUUACACAGGUUUAGGAGAUCUGCAUCGAACUGUAAUAAUAAUGGUUACUUACAGUUACACCAUUGUUGGAAGCUAACUUUGGUAUACUUAGCCCAGGGUGAUGAAUCUAAGAACAUUUUUACUAAGGAGAGACUUGAAACUAUCCACAACAUCGAAAAAACUGUUGUGAAUCAUCCAAACUUUACAAAGUUCUGCUACAAAACGGGACGUUGUAACGAAGACAAAAGCAUCGAUGAACAUGGGAACUGUGCCCCUCUUAACAGCCUGCUAACCUACUUCUACCCAACUGAGGUGGAUGGCUAUCUCCAUUAUAACGGCUUGGGGGAUAAUCUCGCAGAUAUCAACAGUACCCUGACGUUUGCACUCAACCAUGAAUCAACUUACUAUUUCGUUGAUGAAGGAUUUAGCAAAAAGUCAAGAAAAAGUCACCUGAUGCGAAGUGAGGUUCAUUUUGGUUGCCCAUUGGAAGGAUAUGCCCACUCUCAUGACAGACGUGCAGAACAAAACCAGAAAUACCAUGACUUCGUCAUCAGCUAUAUUGAUGUCCUUAAGCACGCCUCCACUGAUAAGGUCCAAGUGCUGUACGGGAGUAAUGAGUUGUAUGACUACCAGGUGAAAGAAACAUGGAUCAAUGAUGUCAAACUCGCCUUCUUCAGUGUUGGCUUCAUCCUUGUCCUCAUGUACAUCCUCACCUCCUUCUCCAUGUGGUUGACUGUCAUUGGAUUCAUCAGCAUUAUUGAGAGCUUCCCCUUUGCCCUGUUUCUGUACUCUGUGGCAUUUAAGGUCCACUCACUGGGAAUUCUCAAUGGAGCUGCUGCCUUUGUUAUUGUAGGGAUUGGUGUAGAUGAUGUGUUUGUCUUCAUCAACACAUUCAGACAGGCUGAUCAUAUCACUGAUCUCAUGGACAGGAUCAAACAUACCAUCAAAAUUGCUGGGAAGGCUACCUUCUUCACAUCAUUUACAACAGCAGCAGCAUUUGCGGCAAAUGUGGCAUCAGCAAUCCCUGCUGUGCAUCAAUUUGGACUGUUCAUGGCCCUCAUUGUGUCUGGCUGCUGGAUUAUGGUGAUGAUUAAUAUGCCAUGUGCUCUCAUUAUCUGGCAUAGAUGUUUCUCCAAGUGUGAGGCUUUUUGCUUCAAACCAUGUAGAGGCAGGUGUCAAGGAAGCUCUGGGUUAGAGCUGCCACCGGAUAUCCAGCAAUUCUUGGAUGCAGGCAAACAGCAGCCAACAAUUGCUAGCUCUGAAUCUGACAGUGAUGAUGUACCUAUGCUGACCCUUGAUGAAUUUGAUGAACAAGCACUCCUCUCUGACACAGAUGAUAUGCCAUUGGACUUGAACUGGGAUCUGUCAAUCAGGACUCCCCUUCCAAGCACCAGCAAGAAGGAAGGCUGUAACAUGAUUGCUAAGCUUCAGGCUGCAAUGUACUACUACAUUGCUACCCCUGUUGUCAAGGCUAGAUGGGUAAUUGUAGGGCUGUAUAUUGUAAUACUGGGUGUGUCCAUUGGUCUGAUGGUCCAGCUGAAGCCUGCCACUAAACCUCCUCAGUUGUUUGCCUCCAGUACCAACCUACAACAACUCUUAGACCUGGCAGUGAAUAUGAGUGAUAAAUCCAUUUCGUGUGAUCGAUGUUCUGGAUAUUAUGAGGAGAAUCCAAAGUAUGUAGGUAAUACUGACAAGACCACAGUUAGGACCAACCCUCCAGUGAAGCCAACCUUAGGACCAGUCAAAGUUCAGCCUACCACUGUUGUACCUUCAACUGUGAAGCCUUCAACCACUAAGGGUCCUAUUCAAACAACAGAGGCUUCAUCUUUGAAAACUACGAAAUGGCCCUGGUUGACAUCUAGUGUAGAUGCUAAGACAAAACCUCAAACCAGAAAACCUACAACUUUGAUGACUACAACAACAACAACAACAACAACAACAAUUAGACCAACCAGACACCAUGAAGAUAGAAAAACACCAAAACCGACCCAAGCACCCAA